AUGGAGGAGGGUUCAAAUCACCGGCACUUCCUACAACGCAAGACUAUUAUUGUUGCAGGUGGAGGUAUCGCAGGAUCAGCAUUCGUUAUUGGGCUACGGAAACUCUGGAGCCCACGGCUAGAGGAACCCAGGAUCAUUAUUUACGACCGGGACUCACCGGAUGUGAGCGCUCAACGCGAAGGUUAUACGGUAUCGCUUGCAGGUUACGACACUUCAGGAGGUCUCAUUGCCCUCAACAAGUUGGGUCUUCUUCAACAAACUCUAGACAAAGCUGUUUCUGGUCUCAACAAUGAGGGUGCAUUCAAAAUAUGGGGACCUAAAUGGAAUGAGCAAGCAUGCUUUCGACACAAGCCGCUAGAUGGAUUACCAUCAUCCAGUAUCCGUAUAACCCGAAAAGACCUUCGACAGGUUCUUCAUAAUAACUUGCGGCUUGAGGACUCGGUUCAGUGGAACUCUCGGUGCAUUGCAGUCCGCCAGCUCAAGAAUGGGCAGCUUAGCGUUGAAGUAGUCCGAGGAAAACCUGGAUUCGAAGUCAUCAGCGAAGAGAUCUGCGACGUACUCAUCGCCGCGGACGGCGCACAUAGCAAGCUGCGAGAGUAUCUUAGGCCUCAUGACAAACUUGAGUUUGCCGGAGCCACUCUGCGAGGCGGUAUUUCUCGAUUUCAAGGCCCUCCACCUGCUCCCGUGGACAAAGAUUGGGGUUUCAUGCUGUCUGGAACAGGUGUAUCCUGCUUUUUCUCUCCAGUUGACAAGCACAGCAUCGUCUGGGGUGUUGGGGCCCUAGAGACAGAACAAAUCCCAAACUUGGAUGCAAACGACGACAAAGCUAUACAAGAGGUUAUUGAGUGUGGCCUUCGGCUUGGUGACAGGCUGCAUGAGCCUUUCAACACAAUCGUGGGACACACAGACCCCAAGACUGUCUUUAGCAUGAAUGCGCACGAUAAGAUGCCGUUCUCUCACAAUGAUAGAAUGAAGACGGGGGUGGUUUUCAUAGGCGACAGCAACCAUGCAGUAAGCCCGUUCGCCGGCUAUGGGGCUAACUUGGCAUUGUCUGAUGCAUGGGAUCUCGCGGAGCGGUUCUGCUGUUCCAGCUCAAUGGAGAAUGCUGUAGCAGCUUAUGAUGAACUAUCCGUGCCACGUGCAAGAAACGUUCUAGAGGGCUCAAGACAACGGUUAAAGAUAGGGCAUAAGAAAGAAUAA
Molecule: messenger RNA, 1200 nt
Organism: Fusarium sp. VM40
Lineage: Eukaryota; Fungi; Ascomycota; Sordariomycetes; Hypocreales; Nectriaceae
Source: the annotation of a GenBank genome assembly